Molecule: messenger RNA, 2239 nt
Organism: Aphidius gifuensis
Lineage: Eukaryota; Metazoa; Arthropoda; Insecta; Hymenoptera; Braconidae
Exons: 5
Coding region: 240-1706 (488 amino acids)
Biological process (GO): proteolysis
Molecular function (GO): serine-type endopeptidase activity
Source: RefSeq, a predicted model, not a curated record
CUUCGAUUCAACAGUAAUAACCCUCAAUCAUAACUUCAAACAGUUUACUAAUAUUUAAGAUUAAAUAAACUGAUGGAAAAAUGUAAUAUUUUUGCUCAGUUUAUUGCCAGCUGGCUUGGUCUAAUCGUGCUUUUCUAAUUACACCUAAUUAUCUCUUAAAUUCAACUAAUUAAAAAAUUUGAUUUAACAAAAAAAAUAUAUAAAUAAAUUUUUAAUUUUUUUUGAUAAUUUAAUUAAUCAUGAAUUUAAUUAAACUUGAGUAUUUUUUUUUUUGUUAUUUAACUGUUUUUAUUGAGGUGAUUGUUGGUGAAUCAACAGAUGAUACAGUUGAAACAUCACCAGAAUAUUUAAAAGAAAUUGAAUCCAAUGAAGUGACACCGAUUAAUUCAACAGCCAAAUUAAAUGUCAAUGAUUAUUGGAUGGCUAGAGCUGGUGUUAUAUCAAAUGACUUGAUAAAUAUUCAGGCGGUUAUUGUUAAAGAUGAAGAUGCUGAUACUUGUUUACAGGGAAUACAAAAAUCAACAAAACGAUACAUGAUGUGUGCCGGAUCCAUACUAACGAAGAACCGGAUCCUGACUUCGGCAUCCUGUUUACAUGAAGCUUUACAUAUACGACAUAAUGUACGUGCUCCUCUUGCUGUUGUAAUAGCACCACUAAAACCAACCGUGCAGAUAAUUAGAGUUACUGAAUAUAGAAUUCAUCCAAAUCAUAAUACAAAUCCAUACAGUACAAAUUAUUCAAAACACAAUAUUGCAAUUUUAAGUUUAGCAUGUAAAAUUGAACAAGCAAAUUAUUUUAAAAUUGAAUUACCAAAAGAAUCAGUUGGAAGUAUUUGUAGAGAUGAAGAUUGUGUAGUUGCUAUUUAUAAAAGUACUAGUUACACAUCACAUGUUAUGUUACAAACACUUGCACCACAAAUACCCUCAGUUUAUCGAAAACGUCGUCAAGUUGAUUCUGAAUUAAUGAAGUUUAAAAAAAUUGUUGAGACAGUUAAGAGACUUGUUAAACGAUCAACUGAUGGUUCACAUUCAUGCGCACAAACAGGAGCUGCAGUGAUGCGAAAUAAUACACAGGCAGCUAUUGUGGCUGUGUCAUGUGAUGACCGUCAAGCUGAAGCUAAAUGGGAGUAUACUGAUAUUUAUAAUAAUGAAGAAUGGAUUCAUAAUAUUCUUAAUGACUGGAACCAAACCAAUUCAAAUGGAAUACCACAAAUUUCAGGAAAAAAUGGCACAAUGACGAGUGGUUUGCCAAAUAAAAAUUGUGGAAAUUGUGUUUUUAAUUUUUAUAUUACUGUUGGUUGUAAAGAAAAAGGUACUUGUCCUGAUCAAAAUAAAACCGAACAAGUGCCAACUGGGAGUACUUGGAAUACUGAGGUUAAUAAUGCUCAAAAACCACUUCGUCGAUUUAUGCCUACUGUUGAUUCAACAUACAGAACCAGAGAUCCAUUCAAUAGAAGAGUUUCAAGAUUUGAUAAUGAUUCUGUACAAGAAGAAUUUUCUAAAAUUGAUACAGAUGAUACUGAACUCAUAGACAUCACAACAAUGAGCCCAUGGAUGCGUAAAAAACUCGAAUCAAUUAGUAAAUAUAAAAUAAUUAAAGUACCAAAACGUAUAGAGUCCAAUGAAGAAUUGAGUAAUUUAUUAAAAAGAAGACAAAUUUAUUCAACUAUUCAAGACAAAAAAAUUAAUAGAAAAAUUCAACGUUAAUACAUAAAUUUUAAUGAAAAAAUGUACUAUAUUAUCUCAACGUAAAUAAAAUUAUAUUGUGUUUAAGAAAAGUUUAUGUUGCGUUUAAAAAAAUUUCAUAUGAAUUAUUAAUUUUUUUAUAAACAUAAUUUUAAGUACUAUAAUAUACGAUUAUGUUUUGAGCACAGUUAAUUAAUGAGAACCGUUUUUUAUAGCUCCAUUUAGUAAACAUGCAAAAAUAAACAUUGGUCUUUUGAUUUUUUAUGUCAAAUACUUUUAGUAUUAACACGUUCAUUAUGCAAUAAGUUCUUAUAGAGUGAGAAUUGUUCUAUAAUCGAAAAAAAAAUUAUUCUACUUUUAAAAAAUAUUUUAGUAAUUAAAAAAAUAUUUUUUUUUUAUUUAAAGAAAGUUUUAAAUUAAUUUGUGGAUUAAAAUUAAAAUUAUGUCAAUUAAGUAUAAAAUGUAUUUACAAACAGUAGUUAUUUUAGUGAUUGCAGUGACAUUUGCUUCGAUUGAGUGUAAUCAGAUGGAUAAACUUGAAAGGACCUCGAGUA